UAGAAUUCAACUCUUCGACUCUGAACCGACUCCCCGACCUAGCAUGCGCCAUUUUAGCGCGCCACAGUCAUCCGGCAAGAUGGCGCUCUCGCUUUGUGUUCUCACAUCGCCAUACAAUCAGUAUUAACAUUCGCUAACAUCAAAUCUUUAUAAAGUCUAGUUUUAUCGUUUCUGUAUCAGACACCGGAGAGGAAUGUGAACUGGUUUGUGCGGAUAAGCUGCUAGAAACGGGAUUUGAGCAGAUCCAGCGACCCGACUGCAGUGGUGUUGAAACUUCAUGAGUUCCUGGAUCGCUCUCCAGACAAACAAACUGCUUCAUUCCAAGUUCAUGAAAUCUCCAGUGGUUAAAUGGCCUCCAGUGACUCAAACACCGCUGAUCAAGUGAUGGAAAAGCCUGGCUGUUCGAGCGAAGUUAUGAAGGCCAGCUCACGCUCAAAGAGGAAACCUGCCGUGGUGACCAAGCACACGGUGUUAGAGGAGGUGGAAAUCUCAUCCGCGAGCGAACAGGAGCAGGAAUGCAUCGAUGAGAGUAAUAACGAUGGCACUUUAGACAUGGAUGCAUUACCUGAAGACGUGGUGGUGGUGGAGCCAGAACCCGUCAGCAAUGAAGGAAAGGAUGAAUUCAAGGGCCCGGAGUUCCGUAACAAAGGGGGGAAUAAAGGGAAGGAUGAGACUCCACGGAGGCGUCCUGACGAGCACCUUCAAGAGAUCGUAAAUUGCACCGCGUGCGGCCAACAGGUCAAUCAUUUCCAGAGAGAUUCGGUCCAUCAGCAUCCUGCACUCAAAGUUCUUAUCUGUAAGUCGUGUUUUAAGUAUUACAUGAGCGACGACAUCGGAAAGGAUGAAGACGGAAUGGAUGAACAGUGCAGGUGGUGUGCAGAGGGAGGAAACCUCAUGUGCUGCGACUUCUGCAGCAAUGCUUUCUGCAAAAAAUGCAUCCUGCGUAACCUCGGAAGGAAGGAGCUGUCCUCCAUCAUGAACGAGGACAGCAAGUGGCACUGCUACGUGUGCAAGCCCGAGCCGCUCAAAGACUUCGUGGGUCACUGCGAGAAGGUCCUGCAGAAUCUGGAGAACAUGAGGAAGGUGAAGACGGACGGAGAGAAGGCGAGACGGGAGAGUUCGAAGCACAAGCCCGGGAAGACUCAGAGCGUAGCCCUGAACGGGAAGGAUCACAGUUUGGAGGGCUCGGGAUCAGGAUCAGGAUCGGGGUCUCUGACUUUCUCCUGCAAGACGUUAGAGGUCCCGAAAGAGCUGGUGAAAAAGACGAAGAAGCUGAUCGAGACGACGAACGGCCUGAACAGCACGUUCGUCCAGUUCAUCCAGCAGGCUCCGGUCUACAGCGGGGAGAACACCGUCCGGCUCAGGCACCUGAAGGCCUUCAGGUCCGUUCUGGCCGACCUCAAGAAGGCCCACGCGUCCCUGGAGGAGGCGCUGGAGGUGGAAUUUAAAGAGGUGGAGAUGCAGAACGGAUCGACGGAGAGUCAAAUCAAAGAGGACGCCGCCUCUAACGCGACUCCUGUGGAGCAAGACCAAAGCGCUAAAGACGAGGAGGGUGAAGAUGACGCGACAGAUAACGUUCCAGCAGCUCCAGAUCGUGAAGACAAGGAGGACGAGGUUCCGGCUGAUGUAGAAAUGACCGAUAAGGCUAAUUCCACGCCAGUGACCGCACAGCACAAGUCGGUAGAAAGUGACACCAAAGCCGUAGUCAUCAAGCAGGAGGUCGAAACCCCGUGUGAGGAUGGUGAUGGCGAAGCUCCAGUGGAUGAAGCGUCUCUCGACAAGGAUAUCAUGUCCGUUCCACCCUCCGUUCCCGAUGAACUCUUCGAGAUGGUUGAAAGUCUUUCAGACUGCGUAAAGCAAGAAGAAGAAGCCGAAUCGGCCGAGUCCAGCGAUACUAACGCGAAUCAGACCGGCAGAAAGUCUGCAAAAGCGAAUAAAAAACUCGUCGUGAAGCUAACCCCAGUUCCUCUUAAAAUCACCAUCAAGAAGGACGGAAAAUCCACCACGCCCCCGCAGAAAGAGAAAGACGACGCCCUGUCACCGGACGAGAGCAGACGAUCGCCCAGGAUGAAGACCACACCCCUGCGCAAAUCGUCUGAAAAGCAAAGCAAAAGCAAGUCCAAAAAAGCCGUGGCGGACGACGACGAAGGAGAAGGCGGCUCCAAGGACGAAGAAGGCGGCGCCAAGGACGGAGAAGUCGGCGCCAAGGACGGAGAAGGCGGCGCCAAGGACGUAGAAGGCGGCGCCAAGGACGAAGAAGGCGGCGCCAAGGACGAAGAAGGCGGCGCCAAGGACGAAGAAGGCGGGGCCAAGGACGACUCGGAUUCGGACGAAGUCCCCGAAGUCCUGCGCCAGACCGCGAACGCGGAGGCCGCCUCGGACGACCAGGACGCCGAGCCCAACGGGAACGCCACGGACGCCGCCGACGCCGCCGAAACCGACAAGAAGAAGCCUCAGCCGAAAAAGACCACCGCCAAGAGGAAGCUGAUCGAAAGCGCGAGCUCGUCCGAUUCGAACCGCGACGCCGCGAAGCCGUCGAGCAAGAAGAGAGCCGCCAAGAAGAGAAAGCCCAAAGGAUCGGACUCCUCGAAUCACGACUCCGACCUCGAGAAGGAGAUCAAGAGCCUGAGCAAGCUCAGCACCGCAAAGAGGUCGUCCAAAAGAAGCAAGAAGCGGGAGGACGACGGCGAGGAGGAAGACGAGAGCAAGAAGGAGGCCAGGAAAGGACCCAAGAGGUCGUUCGAGCGCAAACGGAGGUCACAGAGAGGUAAAGAGGACGCUAAGAAAGAUUCAUCGUCCAGCGACGAGGAGGAGCAGCAGGAGGCCGACUCGGGAGACGACAGUGGAGAUCAACAGAAGAUCAAGCCAAUCACUGAGGCUGCUCUGUCCGGCGUUGAUGCUUUCCAUCAGUCGUCAGGUGAUGAAGCUCAAGUCAAAGAGGAGCCCUCUCAGGUGGUCGAUGACGACGACGACCCGGAGAACAGAAUCGCGAAGAAGAUGCUGCUAGCCCAAAUCAAAGCCAAUUACUCGUCCGGAGACGAAUCCUCUUCCGGAGGUGACGACGCCAACGAUGAGGAAAAGCCUUCGUCGAAAGUGAAGAACGAAGAUGGCUCUGAUGAUGAAGGGAAAGACGAAGAGACGAGCUCAGACUCCGAAUCGGACGUGGAGGUGAAAGCGAAAGGACGGAGGCACAAGCUGCUCAGUAAGAAGCUGACGCUCAGCGAGGGCGACACGGACGACGAGAAACCGGCCAAAAGCAAGAAGGAAGGGAAGAGGAAAGGACGACGGAAAGUGAACAGCGACGACUCGGACGAUUCGGACUUCAAGCAGUCUGGCUCCGAUUCGAAGAGCGAGUCGGCGCUGAGUGAGGAGGUGAGCGAGGAGGACGAGGACGACAAGAGCAACAAGAGGAGAACGCGAUCCUCCAAAAAAGCGGACAAAGACCGGAGCUACCAGAAAGAGAAGAAGAAGAAGCGACGGCGGAUUAAAGUGCAAGACUCCUCCUCCGAUAACAAGAGCGGCGACGAAGCUGAAGAAGGUGAGAAGGGAGAGGGGGACGAUGAUGAUGAUAAGGGCACGCCGAAGAACCGCAAGAAGCUCCGCAAGAUCCUGAAGGACGACAAGCUGCGCUCGGAGACUCAGAACGCGCUGAAGGAGGAGGAGGAGAGACGGAUGCGCAUAGCAGAGAGAGAGCAGCUGAGAGAUAAGCUGCGAGAGACCAUCGUGGUGGAGGAGUCGUCACAAGUCGCCUGCCCUAUUACCACAAAGCUGGUGCUGGAUGAGGACGAGGAGACCAAGGAGCCGCUUCUUCAGGUCCACAGGAACCUGGUGACCAAGCUGAAACCUCAUCAAGUGGACGGUGUACAGUUCAUGUGGGAUUGCUGUUGUGAGUCUGUGAGGAAGACGGAGAAGUCAGCAGGUUCUGGCUGUAUUCUUGCACACUGUAUGGGUCUGGGAAAAACCCUUCAGGUGGUGACGUUCCUUCACACCAUCCUCCUGUGCGAGAAGGUCAACUUCUCCACGGCCCUUGUGGUGUGUCCUCUCAACACCGUCCUCAACUGGCUUAAUGAGUUCGAGAAGUGGCAGGAGGGCCUGAAGGAUGAUGAAAGUUUAGAGGUGACCGAGCUGGCCACGGUAAAGCGGCCUCAGGAGCGAGCACAAGCCCUACAGAGCUGGCAGGAAGACGGCGGCAUCAUGAUCAUCGGCUACGAGAUGUACCGUAACCUCACGCAGGGGCGCAACAUCAAGAGCAAAAAACUCAAAGAAAUUUUCCAGAAGUCUCUCGUUGACCCAGGUCCUGACUUCGUUAUUUGCGACGAGGGGCACAUCCUAAAGAACGAAGCCUCGGCCGUGUCCAAAGCCAUGAACUCCAUUAGAACCAGGCGACGGGUGGUGCUGACCGGAACACCGCUUCAGAACAACCUGAUUGAAUACCACUGCAUGGUGAAUUUCAUCAAGGAGAACCUACUGGGUUCAGUGAAGGAGUUCAGGAACCGAUUCAUCAACCCAAUCCAAAACGGCCAGUGCGCCGACUCCACGCCCACCGACGUGCGCAUCAUGAAGAAGCGUGCACACAUCCUGUACGAGAUGCUGGCGGGAUGCGUUCAGAGAAGAGACUACACAGCACUGACCAAAUUCCUCCCUCCGAAACACGAGUACGUGUUAGCGGUGCGGAUGUCUCCCAUACAGUGCAAGCUCUACAGAUUCUACCUGGAGCACUUUACAGGUGUGGGUUCUGCCUUGGAGGGGGGAAGAGGUAGAGCGGGCACGAAGCUCUUCCAGGACUUCCAGAUGUUGAGCAGAAUCUGGACCCAUCCUUGGUGUCUGCAGCUGGACUAUAUCAGUAAAGAAAACAAGGGCUACUUUGAUGAGGACAGCAUGGACGACUUCAUCGCCUCCGAGACCGAGGAGUCCUCGAUGAGCCUGACGUCCGAAGACGAGAAGCCCAAAAAGAAGAAGAAACGGGGGAAAGGCAAGGGUCAGAGCUCAGACAAGUCUGAUAGCGAUGAUGUGGAAGUGAUUAAAGAGUGGAACACCAGCUCACGUGGAGGAAACCCUGAGGGGCGGAACAGGGCCGAGCCUGUGGAGGAAGUUCGUACCAGCAGCUCGAACCCUGGCAGCCCGUCACCCGAGUGGUACAAGGAGUUUGUGACCGAAGCGGACGCCGAGAUUCUGGAGCACUCCAGCAAAAUAGGGCUGCUGUUCGAGAUUCUGCGGAUGGCUGAGGAUGUGGACGAUAAAGUUUUGGUGUUCAGUCAGUCGCUGAUUUCACUGGACCUCAUCGAGGAUUUCCUGGAGCUGGCCGGUAGAGCCAAAGAGGAGGGGAAGGAGUCUCCGUACAAAGGUGAAGGAAAAUGGUUCAGAAACAUCGACUAUUACCGCCUGGAUGGUUCCACCAACGCCUUGAUGAGGAAGAAAUGGGCUGAGGAAUUCAACGACAUGACCAACAUUCGGGGUCGUCUGUUCCUCAUUUCCACGAGAGCGGGAUCACUAGGGAUUAACCUGGUGGCAGCAAACCGGGUCAUUAUCUUUGAUGCCUCGUGGAACCCGUCGUACGACAUCCAGAGUAUCUUCAGGGUGUACCGCUUCGGCCAGGUCAAGACGGUCUUCGUGUACCGCUUCUUGGCGCAGGGAACCAUGGAGGAGAAGAUUUACGACCGGCAGGUGGCCAAGCAGUCGCUGUCCUUCAGAGUGGUCGACCAGCAGCAGAUCGAGCGCCACUUCACCAUGAACGAACUGACCGAACUGUACACCUUCGAGCCCGACCAGCUGGACGACCCGUCGGAAAAGAAAAGCAAGCGGGCUACGCCCAUGUUGCCCAAGGACCUGGUCCUGGCUGAGCUGCUCCAGAGCUUCAAAGGUCAUAUCGUGGGCUACCACGAGCACGAUUCCCUGCUGGACCACAAGGAGGAGGAGGCUCUGAGCGAGGAGGAACGGAAGGUGGCCUGGGCCGAAUACGAGGCCGAGAAAAAGGGUCUCUCCAUGCGCGUCAACCAGCAGUCGUACUCCUCUGCAAAUUACGGAGCAGCCAACUACUUCCCCUUCAACGUGGCUGCGCUGGCCUCUAUGUCCAACCAGCAGCUGGAGGAUCUGAUCAACCAGGGCCGACAGAAGGUGCUGGAGGCCACCAAUGCUCUGAAGAUCGUGCCCAGAGAGUCCUUUGAGGACAUUAUCCAACAACUGUGGAAGGACAACCCCAACAUGACCGAGGCCCAGGUGCAGGGCAUUGCUCUGGCCCAGAAGGAUGCCAUCGAUAUGGAGCUCAAACACAGAGAGGCUGUGUACCGAGAUAUCCUCAACAAGCAGCAGAUGCUGAUGAUGUACGUGCAGAAGGUGCUGACCAACCGCAAGGCGCAGGAGCAGCAGCUGGCGCAGGCCAGACAGGCCAUGCUGAUCAACCAGCUCGCCAUGCAGAACGGCAGCCUGGGUCAGAUAGAUCUGCUGGGCCUGUACCACCAACAGCUGAACGCCCUCGGAGCUCUGCCAAACACCACAAUGGGCAAGAACCCCGGGCCCUCCAAGGGCCUGUAGAGAGCCUGUACUACUGCCUCUCUUUGUUUUUGUUUUUGUUUUGUUUUUGUUUUUGCUUUCCUCUGUGCAUCUGGGCAUCCAAAAAAAAAGCCAGCUCGGACUCGGUCGAGCCGAACGGUGCGGAGGACUUUACGGCAAAGUGUUGUAGGCAGGGCGCUUUGUAAUUCUGUACAUAUAGCCUUAGUGUUAACUGAGUUUUUUUUUCUUCUUCUUCUUCUUCUUCACAUAUUUAAAAUGUUCUCCCAGAAAAUGCUUUUAAGCAUUGCAUUGUUGGUUUCCCCUUAAAUAAGGGCUGUGCAUUUUUUUUAUACGACUCGAGAUGAAAUUAACUGUGGACCAUAGUGUUGCUCAUUUGUAUGUUUUAAGUGAUUUAGAAGAAGAAUUUAUCUUAUUAGGUACUACGUGACGUCUGUCUGGUGGAUGCUCAGUGGUGCUCGACCGGCGCCCCUAUCAACACCUUAAACAACGAAAACACCUUAAAAAAACCGAUGCAGUGAUGGCCUUACGUCCACUCGAAUUUUCCUUUUCACACACGGAACAGUAUCUGGUUUUCUAAAACGGCUUUUAGGCUUUUACACUCGUCGUUGCUUCUCUUGUAAUGGAAUGCCCGUGUUGUUAGACCCGCCCGCACUUUUGUAUCUUCCCAUUUCUUGUCGUAAAGUGUUGCCUAGCGUAGUCUCGUACCGUUUUCCUUUCACUCGUUUCGGCGGGCGCUCGUUUUCCCGAGUUGCGCUCGUGUCCGCACACUUCUGAAGGUCAGGAGGAUGGGUGGUGCGCCUGUCCGGCAAAGCUAACCGACCGCGCUAGGCGACGUGUAUCCUGCGCGGCGAUAGAUACAGAAGCUACUCUAGGAGACCCUAGGUCGCACAGGGUGUAUUUCACGAACGUAGAUGAACUCUUCUGCCUCCUGACGAUAUUCUCAUGUUAGCAAAUAUAUAUUCCAACUUGUUUUUUGCCAUUUAUCUGAUCUGCUGUUUACUAGAAUACGUAUUUAAUAUUACAUUUAAAUAAAGUGACCAAAAAGGUGA
Messenger RNA from Trichomycterus rosablanca, 7559 nucleotides. RefSeq names its product ATRX chromatin remodeler (gene atrx). Gene Ontology annotation, molecular function: ATP-dependent chromatin remodeler activity; ATP binding; ATP hydrolysis activity. Bases 349 to 6531 code for a protein of 2060 amino acids. Gene Ontology annotation, cellular component: nucleus. The transcript has 35 exons. Lineage: Eukaryota; Metazoa; Chordata; Actinopteri; Siluriformes; Trichomycteridae. The record is from RefSeq and is a predicted model, not a curated record.